AUGGCACCGUCUCUGUACGACCGUAUAUGUCGUCGGGAAGCCGGAGGAGGCUCGCCAUCAGCCAAUAUUCGUGGAAUCUACGGUUCGAAGGAAUGGGUCAGCGACCUUGACAUUGUUAACGAGCUUGGAGGUCAUACCGGUUGUGUCAACGCUCUCAGUUGGUCGCGUUCUGGUCGACUUCUCGCGUCGGGCUCGGAUGACUUCCAUUUGAACAUAUACUCCUACCAGCCAGAAUCAUCAACAGCACCAUUCGCCUUGAAUACCAGUCUUUUCACUGGACACACAGGGAAUAUCUUUUCCGUCGCUUUCAUGCCGCAUUCGAAUGACCGAACCCUGGUGACUGCUUCUGGGGACUCUCAGGUACGAGUUUUUGACAUUGAACACUCCAGCCGAAACGGUUCGCACGGCUUUUCGAAUCAAUUCGGGAACCCACGUAUAAAUCAGUUUUUCGGCAAUACUCAAUACCUCGGUGCAGGCAAUACCAACGCGCGAGUAUAUCGAAGCCAUGCAGAUCGCGCCAAGCGCAUAGUGACCGAAUCAUCGCCGCACCUCUUCUUGACGUGCUCCGAGGACGGUGAAGUUCGCCAAUGGGACUUGCGCCAACCUUCAUCGGCGUACCCAAAACCCCGAGGUGGUCUUCUGUACAUGGCACAACGUGAAGGACACGAUGAUUCGAAUGUCCCUCCUCCUCUGAUCUCGUACAAACGGCACAGACUUGAUCUGAAUACCAUAUCAUGCUCCCCAAGUCAGCCGCAUUAUAUUGCACUCGGCGGCGCACACUUGCACUGCUUCCUUCACGACAGACGUAUGCUGGGCCGGGACAUUCCUGGUGAACGGGGUGAUCCUGGUACUUCCCCUGGCAUAGGAAGCAGUCACGAUGAGGAGCUGAUGGGUCAGGCAACGCGGUGUGUCCGAAGAUUUGCGCCAAACGGCAAGAAACGGACCAAGUCUCGAUAUAAGGGCCACAUUACGGCGUGUAAAAUCAGUAAUGCCAACCCCAAUGAGAUGAUUGUGAGCUGGUCUGGCGACCACAUAUACAGCUUCGACUUGGUCCGGAGUCCAGAUGCACUAGACGCACAGGAACAGAAAUCGCCUGUUCAAGACAAAGGCGGCUCACGUAAGAGGCAGAGCUCCAAGGACAGGAAGCGUAAGCGCCAAAAUCGGACCUCCCAGUCUUCCCAGUCCAGCGGCGGUAGACGGAAAUCCCGACAAGCUGAAGAAUCCCACGACGACGGAGAACUUGCAUUCCGAGUCCGGUAUGGCAACGGCGAAACAGAAAACAUCCCGUUCCCUUCGUUGUUACACGAAGGUUCCACUGCGCCAGGGCUAAAUUCAGCAGAAGCGAUGGAACAGGCAAGAUAUGCCGUGCUUAAUGAAGCACAACGGGAAAGCUUGCGCAUAGCCAAGGGCCUUGUCAAGCUCCGGAAAGCUUUAUUCUCGCUCGAAGCGUCUGCUCGCGAAGAGGCGGGGAUGGCAACCCCAUUUUCUGUCGUGGCCUUCCAUGACUCGUUUUCUUCUGCCCUGAUGUGUGCGCUGACCUUCUUGCCUGAGAUGGAAGAGGUUAUGAGAACGUGGAGGUACCCAAUCAACCCGACUCCAGAAAUUGUGCGCAUUCAGCAGACUCUGCGCCGUAACCGAGAAUCGGCAUAUAGGUUCGUGCAAGCCGCUGGCACGCUUGCGCGGGCUUUGGAUGGGGAUGUGCAAGACUAUGGGGUCGACGAUGAUGUUCUGGAAAAGUUUCAGCCAAUAGGGCCCGCCCCGGGGGAGGACAACAUCAUCAAUCGAAGAGAGCAGUUUGGAUAUGACUUUCUGAAAGCUUUGGUUCUGUAUGUCGAGGGCGGUCGGAGCGCUGUUCUCGCUGGCUUCAAGCGCAGCCCGACCCAUGGUCGCAACCGAGACAGGUUUCCCAUACCAGAGUAUGCUGACGAAGGUGCUCUUGAAGCGGUGUUGAUUCCGUAUCUGCGCCUGCUCGCAGACGAUACUCCUGUGGUGAAUGUUGAUAGUUCCAGAUUUGAGCAUGACUCGACUCGGAUACUCUUCCUCUCGCAACAUGCAGCGGUGACUGCCUUUGGGAAUGCGCUUAGAAGCUCGGCGUCGACUAGAGUUGAGAAUGGUGAUCGGCCUAGUCCCAGAUCCACCGACCCGGGAACCUUAGCACACUUCUGGCUCUUGGAGGUAGGCCGCGGCGUAUUAAUGGAUGCGGGGACGGGUGUAAACUUUGAGUUUGUCAACCGCGCAUUUGGAGGCCUAAACACGACCGUCGAGGAUGACUCGGACGACGAGAUGGAAGUGGAAAGGUCGCAAGAUGAUAGCGAGGCAAACACUGAAGAGGAAGCUAUCCAAGAUAUCAGCCUCGCCAUCAACCGGGGCUCCAGCCGCCAACGCCAUCCCACCUUCGCAGUCGGAGAGGACAUAGGUUUGCAAACACCUGAGAGUAUUGACUCGACGAGCGAUAACGAGAACGACGGCGGCAACCUCGAUGACGACUCUGAGGAAGAGGAAGAGGAUGAAGAGGACGAGGAAGAGGACGAGGUUGUCGGGCUUUAUGAUGACGAUUCGGAAUCGGAUGCUGCGGAGCGCUUGUUUCAAAGUUAUGGUUUUGAACGGAAUAAAAGGGAGGACGUGGAGACCGACGUCCCAUGCUCGUCGCAUACCAGGGUCUAUCGCGGACAUUGCAAUGUCAAGACGGUCAAGGAUGCCAAUUUCUUUGGGCUAAACGACGAGUAUGUGGUGAGCGGGAGCGACUCGGGCCAUCUGUUCAUCUGGGAGCGAGACACCUGCAAGCUAGUUAAUAUCCUCAAGGGUGAUGAUGAGGUGGUUAACGUCGUGCAAGGUAGGUUAGCUAGCUUAUGUGGUUUAGGCAUAUAUCUAAUAGGGUUGCGACUGCAGGGCAUCCUUAUGAGCCGACUAUUGCGGCUUCCGGUAUCGACGACACGAUCAAAAUCUUUUCUCCAGACCAGCGUGCCCAAGAGGAUGCGCGUCGGGGUGUCAAUAUCCUAG
Aspergillus puulaauensis is the source of this 3000-nucleotide messenger RNA. RefSeq names its product WD repeat-containing protein. The record is from RefSeq and is a predicted model, not a curated record. Gene Ontology annotation, biological process: negative regulation of fatty acid biosynthetic process. NCBI's taxonomy places the organism in Eukaryota, Fungi, Ascomycota, Eurotiomycetes, Eurotiales, Aspergillaceae. Gene Ontology annotation, molecular function: protein binding. The coding region runs from base 1 to 3000 and encodes 999 amino acids. The transcript has 2 exons. Gene Ontology annotation, cellular component: cytoplasm; Cul4-RING E3 ubiquitin ligase complex.